CUCUCACCCGCCGCUCUGAAGCGACUGGAGGAUUAAUAAGGAUGGAGGAAGAAAUCAAUUAUUCCACAUUGGUCUUCAAAAAUAGCGCCCGUCCUGCACAAAAGGAAAAAGAGGAAGCAACAAUUUAUUCUGCAAUCAAAACUACGCCUUCUGCAACUGCUGAACCAAAAGAAAAAGAGGAGGGAACUAUUUAUUCUAACGUAAAAACUACAGAUGCUGCAACAGCUGAGCAGCGGAAAAAAGAGGAGGCGAUUUAUUCGGGAGUGAAGCUUGAAGAAUCCACAACUACUGCGGCUGCUGUUCCAAAAGCUGAAGAAGCCACAAACUCGAGAACUCGUCUGCUGCUGGUCUGUUUGGGGAUACCCUGCGUGCUCCUGGUGGCGAGUAUCAUAGUCUUGAUCAUCUACUUCACCAUGGCGAUGAACAAACAGGAAGCAGACCUCACAGCAAAAAAUGAGCAACUGAUUGCGGAAAUACGAAACUUCCAAAAUCGAACUGAAGAGCUGAUCGUCCAAAAGAGAAACCUGGAAAAUCAGACGGAGGAACUGAAUGUGGAAAAAACGAUCUUAGUGAAUCGAACAGACCAGCUGAUGGUGGAAAAGAGAGUCUUGGAGAAUCAGACGGAGCAGCUGAUGGUGGAAAAGAGAGUCUUGGAGAAUCAGACGGAGCAGCUGAGUCGAGACAGACAAGAGCUCAACAGGACCCUGGGAAUCAUCUUGACGUUCGACAACUUUCCGGUUAAAGACUUAUGCCCUGGCAAGAAGUGUCCACCGUGUCGGGAUGGCUGGAUUCGGUUCCACAACAAGUGCUACCUGUUUUACCAUAAAAACACAACUUGGCUGACAUGGUACAAAAGCCGAGACUAUUGCAAAGACAGAUAUGCAGAUCUGGUUGUUAUUGAUGAUCUGCAAGAACAGGAGUUUAUCAGCAGGAACAUCGAGUAUUACUAUGACAUACAUCACGGAUACUGGUUGCGGUUGAAGAAAACGAACAACAACUGGGUCUGGAUAGAUGACCACGAUGAUACUCUUGGGUUCUGGAUCCAAAAGGACUUUAAGGAAAAUUUUUCAUAUGGACUGAUAAUCCCUCGUAGGAAUAUCACAGAAAACUGGAGCAAAAACGAGUCGAAAUUUGAAAACAGAUUCAUCUGUGAACAUGACGCUCUAACAACAGCCAACUAAACGCUGUUGUUCCUCUUCCUCUUCAUGUUGGAUGAACAACUAACCUUUGUGCAUGUUUCCGUUUCUUCAGCAACAAAAAUACCAACAUCAAUCUGCAAAUAAAUGCUCUCAAAUGUUGUGUUUUACGUGUGUGGUGGUCUUGAGUGUCAUUAAAAGGUGCCUUUAAAUAAAAUGUAUAAUUAUUAUUGUAUUAUGAAAUAAUUUAUCUAUUGGUUAUAUUUCCCUUUUAAAGCAAAUCUAAAAUCGUUUUGAAAACUUCCAUUUUUUCAGAUGUGCUUAAGUGUGAAAUCUAAGAACAAUUACGGUUAAAAUAAUAUUUGAUGAGUCAACCUGUCUGUUAUUAGAUGGUAAGGAGUGGAAAUGUUUGUUCAGGACCAAAAACAAUGAAGUGAAACAGUUUUGCUUUAGUACAUGUUGGCAUCAAGACAUGUAUUUGAUGCAUACCUGUCAAGUUUUGGAUAUAAA
This is a messenger RNA of Cololabis saira (Pacific saury), 1646 nucleotides long. RefSeq names its product C-type lectin domain family 12 member B-like. Bases 42 to 1181 code for a protein of 379 amino acids. Lineage: Eukaryota; Metazoa; Chordata; Actinopteri; Beloniformes; Belonidae. The transcript has 9 exons. The record is from RefSeq and is a predicted model, not a curated record.